Molecule: messenger RNA, 1146 nt
Organism: Didymosphaeria variabile
Lineage: Eukaryota; Fungi; Ascomycota; Dothideomycetes; Pleosporales; Didymosphaeriaceae
Exons: 2
Coding region: 1-1146 (381 amino acids)
Source: RefSeq, a predicted model, not a curated record
AUGCGGCGGAUAUCCAUCGAUAGCUUUGGGUUGACGGGCGCGAAGAGCGGCGCAGCGUACUACACCAAGAGGAGGAGUCCUUGGUACUCGUCGCGUCCGAGGCUUCUCACAACAAUACUGUGCUUUUUGGCCUUUUACACAUGGCUGAACUUUGGCGGGCACCAAAUCCUAAUACCGAAGGAUUCCUGGGAGGUCGUGGAACAGAACCUCACAACAGCCCUAAUUUUGGAAGACGACGUGGACUGGGACGUCCGAAUCCGGCAGAAUCUGCAACGCUUCGCCCUCGCAUCACGGUUCCUCAGCGGUAACAAGGAGAUUCUAUCAUCAUCCCCGCAGUACAAGAUCGAACAUGUAGAGAACGUCGAGACAGAAGAAACGACCUUCCGCAGCCUCGACGAUAACCACACCAUGAGCCACCUACCAUCCAUCCCUCUAGCAUCGCUAUACCGCAAAUCACAUCACCCCCAACCUCAUCUCAGCAGCCCAUAUGGCGACCCCUCGCAAUGGGACGUCCUCUGGAUCGGCCACUGCGGCGCAGGCUUUCCCCGCUACUCCCCGCUCCAUAAGAAGACAGACGUUACGACAGCCAACGUCGUUCUUACAAACUCGAACGAUGAAACAGUACCAGCACAGCGCCACCUAAAAGCCCACCCUUUCCAGGGCAGCCUCGAUCCCCUCGCCGACGCUUAUCCCCCGCACACACGCAUCUACCACCGUUCCACUGGCGGCGAGCUCUGCACCGUCGCGUACGCCGUCAGCCAGCGCGGCGCUCGGCGUCUGCUCCACCAAUUCGGCGUCAAAGGCUGGAACGGCAUCUUCGACUCUGAGCUCGGGCGGUGGUGUGCGGGCGAGGAUCCAGACAUGGGAGCGUCACAUGCGCCGCCGUCACCUUCCUCGAAGAAAGAGAUCAAGAAGGACGCGCGAGAGAGGGUGUGUUUGGCGAGUCAGCCGCCCAUUUUCGCGCACCAUCAUCCCAUGGAUGGGGAGAGCGAUAUCGGCGGCUUGGGCGGCGGGUAUGCGACGAAGUUCGAGACGAAGUAUUUGAGGUAUAGUGUGAGGAUGAAUUUGGAGAGGAUUGUGAUGGGUUGGAGGGGGAAGGAGUUGGUGGAUCAGUGGCCGGAUGAGGGGGGCCAUGCGACAAGGUAG